Messenger RNA from Cavia porcellus (domestic guinea pig), 3619 nucleotides. RefSeq names its product ninjurin 2 (gene Ninj2). Lineage: Eukaryota; Metazoa; Chordata; Mammalia; Rodentia; Caviidae. Gene Ontology annotation, biological process: tissue regeneration; cell adhesion. The coding region runs from base 327 to 779 and encodes 150 amino acids. The record is from RefSeq and is a predicted model, not a curated record. The transcript is spliced from 4 exons. Gene Ontology annotation, cellular component: membrane.
GCCGGUGGCACUGGAGCCAGGGAUGAAAAGAUGCUGUCACUACCAACUCAAAAGGCAACCUAUUGAUGUGCCUGCCACAUGCCACGUCCUAGAGCACACAUGUGCUGACACACGCAGACACAAAUGCUUACACUCGUGUGCACAUGCACACCGCCCCCAGGGGCUGCAGGCAAGGCAGGCACCCCAGAUGGGCCGGAUGAAUAGCACGUCUGUCCUGCAGCUGUGGGCUCUCUCCCACCCCAAGAAAGCACAGAACCGCAGACAGCAAAGCACAGGAGCCCACGCAGUCUGCCCGGCACCCAGCGAGGGGACUGGAGGGCAGCGAGAUGGAGUCAGAAAGAGAAAUCGGCAGCAGCCAACCCGGGAACUCCAACCCCACGAGGAGCCCGCCCAUCAACCUGAACCACUAUGCCACCAAGAAGAGUGUGGCCGAGAGCAUGCUGGAUGUGGCGCUCUUCAUGUCCAAUGCCAUGCGGCUGAAAGCAGUGCUGGAGCUCGGACCGUCCUCCCAGUACUACACCACCCUCGUCACCCUCAUCAGCAUCUCCCUGCUGCUGCAGGUGGCCAUCGGGGUCCUCCUCGUGGUCAUCGGUGAGGAGCCCGGGGGCGGAGCGCGGCUGAACCUGAACGAGGUAGAAAACCAGUGGAGACUAAACCAGCUCAACAACGCUGCCACCGUCCUGGUCUUCAUCACUGUCGUUUUCAAUGUUUUCAUCACAGCCUUUGGGGCACAGAAGACGGGCUUCCUGGCUGCCAGGGCCUCCAAGAGUUCUCUUUGAAGGGCUGAGAUGGACCCGAAGGCACACGCAUGCCAAGCAGGGCUCUGACGCUGAGCCCCUUCCAGCCCAGCCUGUUCCCUGGCUGCAUGCACAGUCCCCGGGGAGCAGUUUCUUUCUUGCUGGACCUCAGAGAAAUCCAGAGGAAUAGGAAUUACGCUGGAGGUCUGUGCUGAAGCACGAAGCCAGCACAAAGACUAAGGGCGACACAGCUGUGGCACUGAGCCUCCUCCAGUCACACUCCAGCUUUAUGAGAUCAGAGUGGUCUUCACUCCCUCCACUCCCGCCCCUCCCACUCUUAGUUCUCUGAGUGUGGCCACUGUCCUUUUCUUUCUUCCCUCCAUGGGAAAACCACCAACAAGCUGCUUUUUAAGCCUCUGAGACUUUAGUGAGAGGUGUGGGACCAGCUGUUAACUACUCUCUGUGACUUGGUUUUCUCCUCGGAAAAAUGGGGAUGCUCGUACCUCAUAACAAGGUACGACUCCUCUGCAAAGCAAGGCACCCCGUGACAGUGCUGCACUCUGCCCUGUGUCUCAGGAAGAAGGGUCUAUCUUCCCGGACAGGUCCACCGCUUCCAGGACCCUCCCAACAUUUACGCCCUUUCUUUCCCCCUUACUGUCCUUUGCUUCUUCCUCUCAGGAUCAAAGCUCAAGGUACCACGUUCUUUUCCUUCUUCUAGUGCAAACUUUUUUUUUUUUUUUUGAUACAGGGCUGAUCCACCACUAUACACUGGGCUGGCUGAUUUUGAGAGCAAGGAUUAUAGGUGUGCACCACCAUCCCUGGACAUAGCAAAUUUCCUUUUUUUUUUUUUUUUUUUGGUACCAGGGAUCGAACUCAUGACCUUGCACUUGCCAGGCAAGUGUUUAUGCCACUGAGCUAAAUCCCCAGCCGAGCAAAUUUCUUAAAAAAAGAAACUUACACAAAUGUGGAGAGAAGCUUCUUCACUACCACAUGUUCCUCCCUCCCCACAAACCAGCAUCCAGUUCAGCCUCGCUCCCUGCCAAGCCUGCAGUUUAUAUUGAGUUCCAUGCUCCUCUCCUCUCUCAGGCAAAGCCUCUCCAACCUUAGCCUCCAGGGAUUCGGUGCCCCUGGGAACUGCAGCACCCUCUAAUGGUCCACACAAUCUCUUGCUGGCCCCCGGCAUCUUUUCUGACCUUCACCUAUGUUAUCCUCACCCUCUCCUCCAGGUGGUGCUGGCGGGGAGGAGAGCUGGCCAGGCUUGUCUUCACCCGCUUCCCGCCUGUGCUGAGAACGCUGCUACCUGCAUUUGCACAGCUCUGCUUUUCCUCUGACGCUUACCAACCUUUAACUUUAGUGGUCGCACUAGCCCUGUGACACAGACAGCAGGAGCGUCCUCCCCUCUGCAAGCUGAGUGUGAGCCACCUGACAGCACUGGGAUGUGUGACCCCAGUGCAGCUGGGCUGAUCCCACCCGUCCCUUCCCAGAGCACCAUGCCAAAUGGAAUCCUGCAGCUGCUUUGGACAGCCCCCUCCCCCGUCACCUGUCAAGCAGCUCCCAGUCUUCUCCACCCCAGCGGUCUCGGAACUCCCUGGUGUUCAUGCCCCCGAUCUUGUCCAGGUCUGACUUGUAGAUGCCAAGUAGUCCAAAACCGUUCACCUCCCAGUAGCCUGUGAACAGCCAAGAAGCCGCAGUGAGCCAAGCGGGGCUGGGAGGAGGACUGGAGGCCGCUGACCAGCUAUAGGCUCUGAGGGGAAGCAGGGGCCAAAAACUCUCUGCUGAGCAAACACCUUGCCUGUGGAGGGAAGGCCCAAAACUGAGGUUCAAGGUUCAGCAAAUGCAGCAAUGGCCCCAGGCUGGUCUCAGGCCCACGGUUAGAUAUGACAGCAGCAGCCUCUCUGAGCUACUGUCCACUUCCAUCUCUACAGGCAGGGAGCCUCUGGCCGUGACCUGUAUAGCACCCUAGGGCCCAGCAUUCGCAUAUGAUAGGUGCUUCCUCGGUGUCUGACAAGCCAUUGAGGGAAGAGGGGCAGAAAGCAUUCACUGCUGCACCGGCUGCUCUGGCGGAUGGUCCACCAGGGCUGGGCGGCAAGAGGUUCUGACAUUCACCAAUGUGGCUGCCUGCAGCUCUGAGGUUAGGAACCACGGGGAAGAGGCGUUCGCACCUCCCAGAUGCAGGGCAGGACUCACCCUCAGGCCACCACGGGGUGGCCCCGCAGUGCAGCCUCAUCACCAUGGGGGCAAAGGCCAUCUUGCCCUCCACGCAGUGCUUCCGGAUGGUAUCGAUGACUCCAGCAGGGAAGUAGAUGUGGAGGUCACAGAGGAAGAUGAUGCUGUGUGGGUCCUGAGGGCAAAACAGCGGGGUCACCAGACCCUCAGAACUCGUAGGGGAGCCCUCAGGCCCUGCCUUAUUACAAUGACUGGCAAACCUGCCCAAACCCACGUGCCGGGCAGCUAUCCAUAGUUACAGCGGCGUUCUCACCGUCAGACAGUGAACCCCGCUCCUCUCCCCGCUGUUUAUGGGCUCCGAGGACCCUGACAGAUGAAAAUGCCCUGCUGUCAUCUGCGUAGUCCCACUCUGCCACUGAUUGCACAGGAAGCAGAGAAGAUGCUCCUUGCUAUGGUUUGGGCAAGUGUUCCAUGAAGGGCCAUGUGUUAAAGGCUGGGUUCCCGGCCUGUGGAGCCACUGGCAGGUGGUGGAACCUUUGGCAGGUAAGGGCUAUGGAAGAAGUGGCUCACUGGAGGCAUGGGACUUUGGGCUCUUUCUGUCUCUCUUUUUCGCUUCCCUGUUACCAAAAGAUGAGCAGCUUCCUCACCCAAAGGCAAUGGGGCCAAAUCUUUGUGGGCUGAAAUCGUGAAUCCAAAUAAACCUUCCUUCCUGUUAA